This is a messenger RNA of Papaver somniferum (opium poppy), 681 nucleotides long. RefSeq lists its product as uncharacterized. The record is from RefSeq and is a predicted model, not a curated record. The transcript has 3 exons. Bases 1 to 681 code for a protein of 226 amino acids. Lineage: Eukaryota; Viridiplantae; Streptophyta; Magnoliopsida; Ranunculales; Papaveraceae.
AUGAACAAAGUUGGUCUGGUGAAUUCUGUAAAGAGGACCAAAAAAGCUCAUAAGGAUAACAUUGAUUUAGCGUAUCGGCGUGCAAACAACUCAGAUGAAGCCUCUGAUGCUGAUACCGAUGUUGAAGAACAAGAAGUUGAAAUUGAUGGCAAUAUGGGCAGUCGUGGUGCUGGUGCUAGUGCUGGUGUGGGUGCUAGUCAACUAGUUUCUCAGAAUCAGACAAAGAGAAAGAGGAUAAGCCAAAGUAAUAGUAGAGGUCCAAUUGAUUUAUAUAUGAAGACAGACCACCAAAAAACUCAACAGGCCACUCUUGAAAGAGACUCAGCUGUGAAAGAGAAGUUAAUGAAGACUGCAUGGAAAUGCAUUUCAGCUUGGAUGACUGAGAAUUCAGUAUCAUUUAACACUGUUCGUUGCCCAAGUUUCAAAGAAAUGAUAUAUGCAAUAGGCGACUAUGGGAAAGCUAUGCCCCCACCAUCUUACCAUCAGAUUCGUACGAAUCUUUUCAAGGACCGGUUAGUAGAAAUGAAGAAAUUUGUUGAUACAUUUAGGGAACAUUGGAAGAGGUUUGGAUGUUCUAUCAUGUCUGAUGGCUGGACCAAUAAAAACAAACAAGUUCAUUCAAAACAUAAGAGUCGUCGUAUGAAGUUCAAAUUGGAAAAAUGGGAGAAUUCACAACUUUAA